AAUUAUUUAAUAAAUGAAUUUAUAAUGUUUGUUGUAGAGAGUGGAUUAAAAGUUUCUAAGUGAUCUUAACAAUCAAUUACUUUUUGUGUCUUUUUAGGUUAAUUUUAUCGGCAUUUAGGAACUUUUGGUCCAUGCUGUAUUAUAUACGCAUCAUAAACUUUCUUACAGAUUAUUAUAUUUUCCUUCUUUAUCUUUUUCACAGAUCAAUGGUAAUAACGAUAAUAUUUUACUUCACUUUAGUUCAAUUUAUAAAAGUAAUAGUUUCCCACGAGAAUCUCGAGGACGUUACGGAGAGUCUUUUCAUGAUAUUCACGUAUGUCGCGUUGUGUUUCAAAUGUCUUAAUUUUCUUUUGAGAAAGGAAAAAUUAUUGAUUCUAUUGAAUCUCUUACGUGAGAAAAUAUAUCGUCCGAGAAAUUUAACGGAAGCGAAGAUAUUGGAAAAUUAUAGUCGCAGGGCUAAAUGGUGCACUCUUAGCUUCAUGACUUUGUGCCAAUCGACCGCAGUAGCACUCAUAACUGCUCCUAUCAUGGAAUUACAUCGUUCUACCAGACCUUUACCCUGCAGAGCUUACGUACCGUAUUCUAUUGAAGGAUUACAUGCUUAUUUGGCAACAUAUUUGAUUCAUGCAGCGUCUAUUAUUUACGGUAUACUUCUCAACGUAUCCCUCGAUUCUCUCGUAUACGGUUUGACCCUUCAUGUUUGUGGACAAAUAGAUAUUCUCUGCGAACGUUGCAUGCAAACUAUUCGAGAAGGUAAUUCGAACGAAAUAAAAGCAUGUGUUAGACAUCACGUAUUUAUUCACGAUCUCGUAAGAAGAAUCGAAUAUUUGUUCAUUUGGACGGUAGCCUUUUUAUUAUUUUUCAGCUUAGUUACACUUUGUACUACCAUCUUUCAAAUGUCGAAGAAAAAUCCUCUUACCGUAGAGUUUUGUUCCUAUGUUUUAUAUACUGGUUGUAUAAUGUUUCAAAUUUUUUGUUACUGUUGGUACGGCAAUGAGCUUCGAUUAAAGGGCAAAGAAGUCGCCGAUGCUAUUUAUAAUAGCGAUUGGGUAAUGUCUACGCAGAGUGAUCGUCGAAACCUACAGUUCUUGAUUAGGAUCAGUCAGAAAGAAUUGACAUUAUCUUAUCAUCGGAUAUUUUCUCUCAAUCUUGACGCUUUUACAUGGAUACUUAAAACAUCUUAUUCGUCGUUUAAUAUUCUUCAAACUGCAUCGAUUUAA
Messenger RNA from Vespula pensylvanica (western yellowjacket), 1220 nucleotides. RefSeq names its product odorant receptor 46a-like. Gene Ontology annotation, molecular function: odorant binding; olfactory receptor activity. Gene Ontology annotation, biological process: detection of chemical stimulus involved in sensory perception of smell; sensory perception of smell. The transcript is spliced from 5 exons. The coding region runs from base 132 to 1220 and encodes 362 amino acids. Lineage: Eukaryota; Metazoa; Arthropoda; Insecta; Hymenoptera; Vespidae. The record is from RefSeq and is a predicted model, not a curated record. Gene Ontology annotation, cellular component: plasma membrane.